UUGUUAGUUUGUUUUGUUCCUCACUUUCUCACCUCUCUCUCUCUUACUUUCUCUCUCUAAAACGCAACUCUUUCUCUUACUUUCUCUCUCUACUGCAAUUCUCAUUACCAAUACGGUUCUUGUCCUUCUAAGAUUUUGACUAUUUAGCACUAAUUCAUGGCUCCAGAAAUUAAGCCUAGAGAUGUUUGCAUUGUUGGCGUCGCUCGUACGCCUAUGGGUGGUUUUCUUGGUUCAUUGUCGUCUUUAUCCGCUACCAAGCUCGGAUCUAUAGCUAUUCAAGCUGCUCUGAAAAGGGCCAAUAUUGAUCCAUCACUUGUACAAGAAGUUAUCUUUGGUAAUGUUCUUAGUGCAAAUUUAGGACAGGCUCCUGCUAGACAAGCUGCACUAGGUGCUGGAAUUCCUAACUCCGUAAUCUGUACAACUGUUAAUAAAGUUUGUGCCUCCGGAAUGAAAGCUACUAUGCUUGCUGCCCAGUCUAUUCAAUUGGGCCUCAAUGAUGUUGUUGUUGCUGGAGGCAUGGAGAGCAUGUCCAAUGUUCCUAAGUAUUUGGGAGAAGCAAGGAAGGGAUCUCGACUUGGACACGAUUCACUAGUUGAUGGAAUGCUUAAAGACGGGCUGUGGGAUGUUUUUAAUGAUGUUGGUAUGGGGACUUGUGCUGAGAUAUGUGCAGAUAACCACUCAAUUACAAGAGAGGACCAGGAUAAUUAUGCUGUUCAAAGUUUUGAGCGGGGUAUUGCUGCACAAGACAGUGGUGCCUUUGCAUGGGAAAUUACUCCGGUUGAAGUUUCUGGAGGUAGGGGAAAGCCUUCUACAACUGUUGAUAAAGAUGAAGGCUUAGGAAAGUUUGACCCUGCAAAAUUGAGGAAGCUCCGACCAAGUUUCAAAGAUAAUGGAGGAACAGUGACUGCCGGCAAUGCCUCUAGCAUAAGUGACGGUGCUGCUGCUUUGGUUCUGGUGAGCGGAGAGACAGCAACUAAGCUUGGAUUACAAGUGAUUGCGAGAAUUUCAGGAUAUGCUGAUGCUGCUCAGGCACCGGAGCUAUUUACAACAGCUCCAGCCUUGGCAAUACCUAAAGCUCUAUCAAAUGCUGGCGUGGAUGCUUCCCAAGUUGAUUACUAUGAGAUAAAUGAAGCCUUCGCUGUUGUGUCUCUUGCCAAUCAAAAGCUACUUGGAAUUAAUCCAGAAAAGAUUAAUGUGCACGGUGGAGCUGUAUCUUUGGGACAUCCACUAGGUUGCAGUGGAGCUCGUAUAUUGGUCACACUUUUGGGGGUGUUGAGAGCGAAGAACGGGAAAUAUGGUGUUGGUGGAGUUUGCAAUGGUGGAGGGGGUGCAUCUGCUCUUGUUUUAGAGCUUCUAUAGGCCCUUUGUAUGUUUGGCUCAACAAGAUAAAAUCUCCAUGGAUGUCUAAGUUUUAUUGUUGUGAAAUUUUACUGUGCUUCUUUUUCAAUUUUUGUUGUUCUUUUUAGUUUGUUAUCCAAUAAAUUAGAAAUGUAGCUAUAUUUUUAAGAAAAUAUAUUAUCAUUCCUCCAUGAUGUUCAAUUUCUUCCCCUGUUUAAUGGACAGAAAGAUUGUUAGUGUUGUUUUUUAGUUCA
Molecule: messenger RNA, 1592 nt
Organism: Mercurialis annua (annual mercury)
Lineage: Eukaryota; Viridiplantae; Streptophyta; Magnoliopsida; Malpighiales; Euphorbiaceae
Product: acetyl-CoA acetyltransferase 2
Exons: 15
Coding region: 157-1359 (400 amino acids)
Biological process (GO): fatty acid beta-oxidation
Molecular function (GO): acetyl-CoA C-acetyltransferase activity
Source: RefSeq, a predicted model, not a curated record